Molecule: messenger RNA, 739 nt
Organism: Phoenix dactylifera (date palm)
Lineage: Eukaryota; Viridiplantae; Streptophyta; Magnoliopsida; Arecales; Arecaceae
Product: protein GLUTAMINE DUMPER 2
Biological process (GO): regulation of amino acid export
Source: RefSeq, a predicted model, not a curated record
AUCCACAAUACCACGACCAAAGCUCCCCACUCCCCUCUUUUACGGUAAAAAAGAAAGAGGUCCAGAAAGAGGAAGCAUGAGGCCGGGAGCCGGGUUCAACGUGAACGGAGAGGCGGCGUUGGCAGCGCCGCCACCUUCGUCGUCGGUGCCUCACUCGGCGUGGCACUCUCCGGUGCCGUACCUCUUCGGGGGACUGGCGGCGAUGCUGGGCCUCAUCGCCUUCGCCCUCUUCAUCCUUGCCUGCUCCUACUGGAAGCUCUCCGGCUACUUCGAGGGCGGAGACGGCGAUACUGAGAAUCGGGGCGCUGGUGGGAAGCCCGGUGCCGACCCAGUCGCCAAACCGCCGGAGAGCUUCGAGCCGCGGAUCGUGGUCAUCAUGGCUGGUAAGCCCACCUUUCUCGCCACGCCCAUUUCCAGCCGCGCCGCCUCCUACGGCGACCAACCUGUUGACACCGCCGAGAGCGAGAACGUUGAGAACGGGAAGAAGCCGGGAAGCGCGGCAAACGCACCAUCCGUUGAGCCGAAUCAGACCCCAGAGGGAGGAGAGUGAGCAGAACCACCAAGGUCAAGGCCAUGGCCAGAAUCAAGAGCACUGAAAUAUACCUCUUCUUUUUCUCUUUUUUUUCCUCCUUUAUUAGAGUUUGCUUUUUUUUUUUUUCUCAAAAAAAAAAGAAACAUUUUGACUCGGUGUUGUGAAUAUUUGAGCUGGACUGGAAUGGAGAAAGAUUUGUUCCCACAA